UAGACUGAAAGGCAUUUCGGAAGAGGGGUUUUCAAACCCUCUCCGGCUCUGUUAAAACCCUACACGCCCAUUUCGCCAUUUGAUUCUCUCGAUCCAAAAAGCCAUUGAAGAGGAGAUUUUCGCUCAUCAAUCGACCUCGCAAGAAGGUUCAUCUGCUGUAUUUUCAACAUCUUUGGAGAUCAAAUGAAGGAGAAAUCAGAUUUCCCCCUUUUCACAUCCAUACUGUUACGAAGCUCAAAUAUCCAGUUCUUUGAUUGAUUGAAUAUCUUCUCGAUCUUGAUAGUGCAGGUGAUACUAUCACUUACAUGGCAACUUCUACCCAGAACGAGUAUUCUGCAUUUGAAGAUAAGGUGAGGAGGACGGUUUUUCUCGACAACCUUUCUCCGCAAGUCACACUAUCUGUCUUGAAAACAGCCCUUGGGCAGUUUGGGAAUGUGGUCAGCACCCAGUUCAUUCCAAACUACACCGAGUCGAGGUGUAUACCACAAUGUGCGUUGGUGGAGAUGGAGACUGUGAAGCAAGCUAAAUCUAUCAUUGCGGAGAUGACGAUGUUCCCAUUUAUGAUGUCGGGAAUGCCCCGACCAAUUAGAGCUCGGCCAGCGGAGGUUGAGAUGUUCAGCGAUCGCCCUGCACGACCCAGCAGAAGGAUAGAGUGUCGUUGGGUGGAGACCAGCAAUCCGGACUGUGAGGUCGGAAAGAAAUUUAAGAAUCUUACUCAGAAGCAUGCCACAGAAGCUUCGUUGCUGCUUAAGUAUCAACUUGAACAGGAGGAGAAGCUUGCAACGCAACAGAGGGAAGUGUUGAAAGGACACUACAAGAAGUACGACAUGCUGAACGGCCUCUCAGCUGACAGAACUCUCAACCGGUUGGCACAGCAUUACCAUGUCAAUGUCAUAGAUGACUGAAGACUCCGACUUGGAUCUCUCCCUCUCUUGGAACGGUAAUGAUACUAUUCUGUUUGUAUGAAUGAAAAAUGUUUUGUAAGAUUUGCAUCAUGGUUCGGUUUGUAUAUAAAUUUCUCGGAGAACAAUCGGGAUAUUUCCAGGCUGCA
Messenger RNA from Magnolia sinica, 1051 nucleotides. RefSeq lists its product as uncharacterized. The record is from RefSeq and is a predicted model, not a curated record. The coding region runs from base 306 to 905 and encodes 199 amino acids. The transcript is spliced from 3 exons. Gene Ontology annotation, molecular function: RNA binding. NCBI's taxonomy places the organism in Eukaryota, Viridiplantae, Streptophyta, Magnoliopsida, Magnoliales, Magnoliaceae.